Molecule: messenger RNA, 2808 nt
Organism: Rubroshorea leprosula
Lineage: Eukaryota; Viridiplantae; Streptophyta; Magnoliopsida; Malvales; Dipterocarpaceae
Source: the annotation of a GenBank genome assembly
AAUGAUCGUUAACAUGCUCUUGCCCUCAAUGAGUCUCAGGGUCGGUCUCAUGUGGCCUUAGCUCAACAACCUCUACUUGAUGAUGUCACACAACGUCUAGACAGUUUAGAAAAAAUGGUAGCCGAGCAACGAUGUGCUCCACCUCUUCACCAUAACACUACUUCAAUACCUCAUCCUCUAAACACCAACAUAACAUUGGAACCUUAUCCAACUAGUUUCAAGAUACCUCAACUCGAGACAUAUGAUGGAACGAAGGACCCAAAUGACCAUCUGCAUGCGUUUUACUUUUGUGUGCCGGCUCAGAAUGCUUCUGAUGCAUUGAUGUCCAGAAUUAUACACAUGAUUAUGGGAGGAUUGGAAGCAAGGGGUUUGAGCUCCAAGCAGAGGAAGUUAUAUGUCAGGGAGGUGAAGCAUCAAAACAGAGUUCAGAAAAGAAAGUUCGAUGAUACUAACUGGAAGAAUCAACCCAUCACUUUCACACCUGUUGACUUUGAUACAGUUGUAACACCUCAUAAUAAUCCUUUGGUCACUUUUGUUAUGAUUAAUAAUUGUGAGUUCCCAACCCUUAUGGGGGUAGCAACAUUACGAGGCAACCAGGAGGUGGCUAGACAUUGCUAUAUUACCUCGGUUACAAAGCCUCAGAAAGGAAAAGAUCAGACAUCAAAAACCAUUUCAAAGGAAGUUCAUGAUAACCGGCAAGUCAUGGGGGUCGAGGUACUUGAUAACAGACUUGAAGAUGAAACCCGAGCUGCUCUAGUUGGAGAUGUUGAGGAAGUGAUAAAAGAAGAGGUGGAAAAACUCUUGCAAGCUGGUUUUAUCAGAAGGGUUGAUUAUUGUGAGUGGGUAGCCAAUCCAGUACUGGUCAAGAAAGCAAAUGGCCAGUGGCAAAUGUGCAUCGAUUGCACAAAUUUCAACCAGACUUGUCCCAAAGAUUGUUAUUUGAUGUGGAACAUUAACAAACUAGUUGAGGCAGCUUCUGGAAAUGAGAGAUUAAGUCUCUUAGAUGCAUAUUCUGGUUAUCACCAAGUCUCGAUGGCUUAUGAGGAUGAAGAGAAGACCUCAUUCUACGCAGAAAUGGUAACCAUCAUAUUCCGAGCUCAAAUAGGUAGGAAUCUAGAAGUUUAUGUCGAUGACAUCAUGGUGAAGAGCCUGAAAGUCGAAGAUCAUUUAGCUGAUCUUGAUGAGACAUUCAACAACCUAAGAAAGAACAGAAUGCGGGGGAUUGAGGUUAACCUAGAAAAGAUCAAAGCAGUAGCCGAGAUGGAAUCGUCGAGGUUAGUAAAAGAUGUACAGAGAUUAACAGGGAGAGUGACAGCUUUUCACAGGUUCAUAUCGAAGUCAGCAGAUAAAUGUUUGCCACUCUUCAAGAUCAUGACAUCAGCAACUCAGAAAGAUGAAUCCAGCAAGCAGAAGAAGUUUGAAUGGAAUCCAGAAUGCCAAGCUAAAUUCGAUGAGCUGAAGUCUUAUCUUAACUCACCCCAUUUGUUGACAAAAGUUAUUGAUGGAGAGAUCCUUUAUUUGUACCUCGGUAUCUCAGACGAAGCAAUCAGUUUUGUGCUAGUACGGGAAGAAGGGAAGCAGCAAAAACUAGUUUAUUAUACCAGCAGUGUAUUACAUGGAGCAGAGAUAAGGUAUUUCAUUGUUGAGAAAGCAGCAUUAGCAGUUGUCACUUGGGCCAGGAAACUAAGACCAUAUUUCCAGUCACACCCGAUUAUAGUCCUUACAGACCAAACUCUUCGGCAGAUUCUACAGAAGCCAGAAUGCUCAAAAAGAUUGAUCAAAUGGGCUAUGGAACUGAGGGAAUUCGAGAUAACAUUUCAAAAGAGGUCAGCAAUUCAAGCUCAAGCACUAGCAGAUUUUAUUAUGGAAUGCACCUUGGAUCACUCAAAUUCUAACCUCGAGCCGGACAGCUGGAUUCUAUAUGUUGAUGGAGCAUCAAGUAGUAAAGGCUCCGAAACUGGUGCAAUCCUAAUUGGCCCAGAUGGAUAUCAACGUGAGCAUGCUUUCAAAUUCAAUUUUGAUGCAACUAAUAAUAUGACUGAAUAUGAAGCUCUGCUACUUGGCUUGCAACUGGCAUUAGAGUUGAAAGUCACGACAAUACAAGUAUACAGUGACUCACAGCUUGUGGUUAAUCAAGUCAACUCAGUUUGUGAGGUAGUUGAUUCUGCCAUGAUGAAGUAUGUAGCCCUGGUAGCUGAGCUAAGAUGCUUGAAUCUUUAUGAAGCUGAAUAUGCACUUCGGGAGGUACAUGAAGGCGUAUGUGGAAGUCAUGUUGGCGCUAGAACCCUAGCUCAUAAAGUCCUCAGACAAGAAUAUUACUGGUCGAAUAUGUAUAAGAAUGCCACUCACUUUGUACAGAGAGAUUUCUGCUUCAGUUACGGGAUCAAAUUACAGUUUACUUCGGUAUACCAUCCGAAGUCCAAUGGUAUCGUGGAAUCUGUCAACAAAACUAUCCUAGAGGGAAUUAAGCCGAGGUUGGAGCAGCACAAAACCAUGUGUGAAACUCAUUUUGGCAAACUAGCAUCGAACUGGAAAGGCCCUUACAUAGUGGCUGAAGUGCCACAUUCCGAUGCCUAUAUCCUUCAAGAAGCUAAAGGGAAAAGAGUUCCUAGAGUCUGGAAUGUCAACAACUUGAAGAAGUUUUAUCCUUAAUCCACUUCUUUCAGUAAACUUUGUCUUAUUGCCCUUUAUGACUAUUACUUCCUCUUCUUGAGAUUAAUUUCAUUCAUUUGAACUUUCUUCCAAGAUCAAUUUGUAAUUCACUUUAUUCCUAGAUUUCAAUUCUAUUAAUGAAUUUCACUUCACAUU